GAUAGGAUGCAAGUACAAUGCAGGGCACAUGCACACACAAUCACACACAGAAUUUUAGGAAGCCAGUUAGCUUAACUGCAUACUUUUGAGUUGUGGGAGGAAAAUUUUGCUGAGAAUAUGCAAUCUCUGCACAUGCAGCGUGGAAGCAGGAUUAUUUACCCACAUUGCAUGUAAUUUUACAGUAAACACUGACAUUUGCAAAAAAUAAAAAUAAAACCUGUAUAGCCAGUUUAUACUAAUGUUACUGUUCUUGUAAAACAUUCCCUCUCAAGUUCUAGCACGGCUGAAGCAAGCUUUAUUUUCGAGGAAAUGAAACUUAAACAGAUAUUCAGACAGCCAAUAGGGUUUGUGUGGGUAGUCGUUGGAUUGGCCAAUGAGGUUCAUUUGGGGAGAACUUAAAUGUCGUAGCGUUGGUUUCACACUGCACAGAGCAGUGUUUCAGAUGAAGAACAAAACCACCAGCAGACAUGAGACCAUUGCCAAGGAACACCAAAAUUCUAUUUUUUGCCAAACAUUGCUCGGAGCCCUACGUACAGAUCAUCACAGUCCAUGAGACAAAACAGAGGCAGAGUGUAUGCAGCUCUGAAGAGGAGGAAUCCCCCGGGGAUGACUUGGACGAUUUUCUUCUUCCAGAGCUGAUUGACCGCAGUGACCUGCUGGAUGAAGUACAGUGUCAGAAGCUAGCCAAUCAUCUGCCAGCACGGACUCAGGGGUAUCCAUGGCGACUGGCGUACAGCACAGCUGUACAUGGCACAAGCUUGAGGACACUCUACAGAUAUCUGUCUUUACUGGACAGUCCUGUGCUGCUCGUUAUCAAGGACAUGGGCAAUCAGGUGUUCGGCGCAUUCUCCUCUCACCCCUUCAGAGUCAGCAACUGCUGCUACGGCACAGGAGAAACGUUCCUGUUCAGCUUCAGCCCUGAUUUGAAGGUGUUCCGCUGGAGUGGGGAGAACUCUUACUUUGUGAGGGGGCACUGGGACUCUCUGCAAAUAGGAGCAGGAGGGGGGUGCUUUGGCUUGUGGCUGGAUGCUGAUCUAUGCCGCGGUUCCAGCUUCCCUUGCCAAACCUUCAACAACCAGCCUCUCUCCUCCAAAAAAGACUUCACAAUCCAGGACCUGGAAGUGUGGACCUUCAGUUCAAGAGAGAUUUGACUGUACAGAGUCUCACCUACCUUAAGAGUUUCUGGGAAUGAACCAGAGGACGGAAUGCGGAUGUGGACAAACUACGCUAGAACUACUAGCCGCUGAACCACAUCCUUGCAUGCGUCAGAAUCUGUACCUCGACAGAUCAUAUUCUGUUUGGGCAUGGAGAACGAGAGCAUCCGGGAUGCCAUACCUCAGAGCAUCAUAUACUGUAAUGACUUUGCAUUCCUGGAGCAUCUGGGCUUCAGAAAAUUACUGUAUUCCAGCCACAGGUGUAUCUUGUGUAUUUGAAAAGUGUCUCUGAGAGGAGUGGUUAACAGACACAGCGGCCAGGUGGGGGUCCCUGUUUCAUAUCAUUUACAAGGACAUCAGUUUUUUAGAAGCAUUCACUUUUAAACAUAAAGACGUUUCACAAGCAUUCAAAAUAUAAUUAUUAUGAAAAAGCAUUUUUUUUAUAAUUUCGUAUUCUUUUCAUGUUUGGUCAGUUUUUAAAGAUAUUUUAAAUUAUUCCGAAUUUGAGAAGAGUUUGUGGGUGUUUGAUGUGUGAUUGGUCUUUGUUUUUUAUGCUGCUAUGACGGUGCUGGCACUGGUUUUGCAACUUUGUUUUUAAAAUGAUAGUAAACUACAUGUUUGUCUCUACGAUACAUUAAAUUUACCUAUUAAAUCCUGAUGAGGGUUUCUAUUCAA
Messenger RNA from Brienomyrus brachyistius, 1829 nucleotides. It is a transcript of the gene ncoa7a, whose product is annotated as nuclear receptor coactivator 7. Gene Ontology annotation, cellular component: nucleus. The transcript has 6 exons. Lineage: Eukaryota; Metazoa; Chordata; Actinopteri; Osteoglossiformes; Mormyridae. The record is from RefSeq and is a predicted model, not a curated record. The coding region runs from base 468 to 1151 and encodes 227 amino acids. Gene Ontology annotation, biological process: response to oxidative stress; regulation of transcription by RNA polymerase II.